AUGGAUACGCUAUUAACUGCAGAGAUCGUUGCCAAUUCCCCGCGAUUCCGUCGCAAGUCGUCGACCUUCGUUGAUGCGAUUCACGAUUUACCUGAAAAGGCGGACCUCGCACCAGCCCAGCUAUAUAGCACGGAAUCUGGCCGUCUUUUCCAUUCAGGUCGAAUUGUCAUCAUCACCGUUGGCCUGCCAGCGAGAGGGAAAACGCAUAUAUCAGUGGCUUUAGCACGAUAUCUUCGAUGGCUCGGUGUCAAGACCAGGAUCUUUCACCUAGGAGACUACAGACGCGCUACCAUUCCUUUUGGUGAAGACAUGCCAGAUGAUUACUUCUAUGUCAACGCAUCGGCAUCGUCGGUACUCCUGAGGCAAAAGAUCGUGAGAAAAUGCCGCGAGGAUAUCUAUCAUUUUUUAAACCACGAGAAUGGCCAGAUCGCAAUAUACGACGCUGUCAACCCCUUGGCGGCUGGUAGAAGGUCUUUGGCUAAGGAAUUCGCGAAGCACGAUAUCGAGACCUUGUUCAUAGAGUCAUGGUGUGAUGAUGAACGGAUCAUCGAGGAGAACGUCCGGAGGGUUAAGAUUUCUUCACCGGACUAUGUAGGCUGGUCCUCGGAGGAUGCAGUGAAGCACUAUUUGACGCGGAUAUCCGCUCGCAUCCCGCAAUUCCAGACAAUGGAGGAGAAGGAUUUGAACUACAUCAAGAUGAUUAAUGCUGGUGAAAGAUUGAUCGUCAACAACUGUAGCUUCGGAUACCUUUCACACAGAAUUGUGUUCUAUCUUACCAACCUUCAUAUCAAAUCCAGACAUACGUACUUCGCACGGGCGGGUGUCUCGCAGGAAGCGACUUACAAGUCGGACUCUUCUUUGUCGGAACAAGGUGAAGAAUAUGCAACCAAGAUGACCGAAUGCUUGCUACGGCAUCGGGAGACCGAAAAACAAGAGAUGCUUGACCGGGGAGAGCAAAAAUAUGAAUUGAAGCCAUUGACCGUAUGGACAUCUACAAGACGCCGAACAAUCGAGACCGCCAAAUAUUUGCACGAGAGCGGGUACAAGGUGCGGCAGAGGUCGCAAAUGAGUCAACUCAACCCGGGCGUGUGCGAGAGUAUGAGCGAGGGGAGAAUUCGCCUAGAAUAUCCAGAGGAGGUGGCCAAGCACGAUCUUGACCCCUACCACCACCGGUAUCCUCGUGCAGAGGUUUGUCUCGUCCAUGUCUACGUUAACGUUUGUGCAUGA
Molecule: messenger RNA, 1227 nt
Organism: Aspergillus chevalieri
Lineage: Eukaryota; Fungi; Ascomycota; Eurotiomycetes; Eurotiales; Aspergillaceae
Product: bifunctional fructose-2,6-bisphosphate 2-phosphatase/6-phosphofructo-2-kinase
Exons: 9
Coding region: 1-1227 (408 amino acids)
Biological process (GO): fructose metabolic process; fructose 2,6-bisphosphate metabolic process
Cellular component (GO): cytosol
Molecular function (GO): 6-phosphofructo-2-kinase activity; ATP binding; fructose-2,6-bisphosphate 2-phosphatase activity
Source: RefSeq, a predicted model, not a curated record